GAUAGAGAUAAACAACCCCCCAACCUCCCCUCAGAUAUCACCCAUCUCAGCAUCAACCAACAUGAUCCCUAAGACCGCCUCACGCACCACCCUCGACCCCGAAGUCCAAGAGUUCCUGUCCUCCCACCCCACCCUACGCCUCUCCGGCCGCAAUAUCUUCGAAGAGCGACGCCACCAUGUCGAAACGUUCAGUCUGCGCGCCAUCCCCUCGGCCAAACAGCCGCCGACCCUGCACGUCGAACACACCGCGAUAGACGGUCCCCACGGCACGAUCCCCAUCCGCAUCCUCUACCCAACCCGCCCAGCUCCCACCGCCUCCGACACCCUCUCCCCCGCCCUUAUCUACUUCCACGGCGGCGGGUACACUAUCGGCAGCGCGGACGACUUCGAAGCCGGCUGCCGCCUCCUCGCCUCGCAAGCGGACCUCCAAGUCUACCUCGUAGAAUACCGACUCGCGCCGGAAUGGCGAUACCCCACCCAACUCGACGAAUACGACUGCGUCCUCGACUGGCUGCGCGGGGAGGGCGGACAGGCCCGGCACGUGGACCCAGCGCGAAUCUUCGGAGGUGGGGACAGUGCAGGUGGGAACCUGACGGCGGCGAUGGCGUUGCGGCGGAUGGACCGCCAGCAACGGAAUCUGGAGGGGUUGUUGUUGCUGUACCCGGAGGCGCGAUUGCCGUUUGAUACCCCCGCGGCGGGGGAGAAUAAUUCGGGGUUAUAUUUGGAGUGUAACGGGAUCUUCAACUUCGCGGCCAACUAUCUCCCGGAUGGCGUGGCGCCGGGAGAUCGGUAUGUCUCGCCGGGGAUGCAAUCGGUUGCCUCGUUGAAGGGGCUGCCGCCGACGAGGGUGUAUACCUGUGGCUUCGAUCCGCUGCGGGAUGUCGGGGUGGAAUUUGCGUCGAAGUUGGAAGAGGCGGGCAAUGAGGUGGCUUGGAGGCAUUAUGAGACCUUGUGUCAUGGGUUUCUGCAGAUGGCGCCGUGGAGCGAGGGGGCGAUGCAGGCGUUGAAGGCAGUGGCGCGGGAUGUGAGGGAGUUGGCGGAGGUGGGGAAAGCCAUUGACCUGGCUUCAUAA
Molecule: messenger RNA, 1072 nt
Organism: Aspergillus saccharolyticus JOP 1030-1
Lineage: Eukaryota; Fungi; Ascomycota; Eurotiomycetes; Eurotiales; Aspergillaceae
Product: alpha/beta hydrolase
Exons: 3
Coding region: 62-1072 (336 amino acids)
Molecular function (GO): hydrolase activity
Source: RefSeq, a predicted model, not a curated record